This is a messenger RNA of Humulus lupulus (European hop), 909 nucleotides long. RefSeq lists its product as uncharacterized. The record is from RefSeq and is a predicted model, not a curated record. The coding region runs from base 1 to 909 and encodes 302 amino acids. The transcript has a single exon. Lineage: Eukaryota; Viridiplantae; Streptophyta; Magnoliopsida; Rosales; Cannabaceae.
AUGAUAAUUCCUAAGGAGAUUUUGAAAAGGAUUAACUCUAUUUGUAGAGCUUUUCUCUGGAAGGGUACUUCGGAUUAUAUGGGUCCGGGAAAUGUGGCUUGGGACAUGCUUUGUAAACCAAAAAGUGAGGGAGGAAUGGGAUUUCAGAACAUUUUGAGUUGGAAUAUUGCUGCCAUUGGGAAAUACAUCUGGACUGUGGCUAGUAAGAAAGACAACCUUUGGGUAAAAUGGGUGCACAAUGUGUACAUUAAAGAUGUGGAUUGGUGGGCAUAUACUGCCCCGACACAAAGCAGUUGUUAUUGGAAGAAGAUCGUGGCUGUCAAAGAGCAAUUUAAAAGCUACAUAGUUGCUGGUCAAUUUGUUCAACUUGAUUACAGUAUUAAAAAAGGGUAUUUGAUGUUGUGUCCUUCUCAAACUCGUGUUUCAUGGAGCAAUGAGGUUUGGGGGAGGCUUAACUUACCAAAACACAGUGUUAUUUUGUGGUUGGCUAGGCUGGACAGGUUGAAAACGAAGCAUAGGCUCCAUAAAAUUCGCAUUGUACCAGACAUCAGCUGCUUAUUAUGUGGACAAAGUGAAGAACAUAUUGAGCAUUUAUUUUUUAAGUGCCCAUUUAGUAAUAGGUGUAUUAAAAGUCUCAAAGCAAGGCUGCGUUGGAGAGCUAAAGCAGAGACGAUUUAUAGCCUGCUGAGAUGGAUUUCGAGAGCUAAAUUGAGCAGGUUCAAGAAGCAAGUUCUUGCUGCCGUUGUGUAUCAGGAGUGGAAAGCCAAGAAUGAGGUGUUAUGGCUUCAACAAGUCAAGAGAGUGGAAUUGGUAAUACAGGCUAUACUUAAUGAUGUUAAGAGUAGAAUACACAGUAUUAAGCCGGGAAAAGUUACAUGUACAGAUUGGGAAUGGUUUGAAGCUUUGUAA